This is a messenger RNA of Myotis davidii, 2686 nucleotides long. RefSeq names its product elastin microfibril interfacer 3 (gene EMILIN3). The coding region runs from base 1 to 2223 and encodes 740 amino acids. Gene Ontology annotation, molecular function: protein binding. Lineage: Eukaryota; Metazoa; Chordata; Mammalia; Chiroptera; Vespertilionidae. The transcript is spliced from 5 exons. The record is from RefSeq and is a predicted model, not a curated record. Gene Ontology annotation, cellular component: extracellular matrix.
AUGCCGGGGAGGCCAUCGCAGAGUUAUCAGGUGUCCCGGGCACCUCCGGACAGUGACGGGUGCCUGGAGGCAGAGCUAGCCCACGAGGAAGGUCCGGGGCCUAUUCCAAGGCGGUGGCUGAGGACGUGUUGCUGGCGGGCGCAAAACACGGUCAUCUCAGCUCCGCAGCCCUGGACCAAGGCGGUCCCAGGUGCACAAUGGGUUUUAAGGACCAAUGUGUCGGGCGGAUGGGCCCUCUGCGCCUACGUGGUGCACAGGAAUGUGACCUGUGUCCUACAGGAGGGAGCAGAGAGCUACAUAAAGGCUGAGUACCGGCAGUGUGGAUGGGGGCCCAAGUGCCCCGGGACAGUCACGUACCGCACAGUGCUCAGACCCAAAUACAAGGUCGGCUACAAGAAGGUGACGGAACUCUCCUGGCGUUGCUGCCCUGGGCUCACUGGAGAAGGCUGCCCUGAGCACCUCACAGACCACGGGGCUGCCCCACCCCAGUCGGAGCCUGAGCCCCAGAUUCCCUCCGGGCAGCUGAGCCCAGGCCCCAGGCCCCCUCCUAGCAGAGCCACCCCCAGCCCUUACGGAAGGAAAGGCCUGGGGUUGUUUGGUGAGCGGCUGGAACGCCUGGAGGGUGAUGUCCAGCGCCUGGCGCAAGCAUAUGGUACCCUCAGCGGCCUGGUGGCCAGCCACGAGGACCCCAACAGGAUGACCGGUGGCCCCAGAGCUCCCGAUGCCCAGGUGGGCUUUGGAGGCAUCCCCGAGGGGUUUGUGAACCCUGGAGACAGAGCUGGAAGGCCACUCACACCUCCUCUGGACGAGAUCUUGAGCAAGGUGACAGAGGUGAGCAACACACUGCGGACCAAGGUGCAGCUGCUGGACGAGGUGCAUGGCCUGGCCCUCGGCCACGAGGCCCGCCUGCAGCAGCUUCGGGAGGCGCCCCCAUCUCCGCUCACCUCCCUGGCCCUGUUGGACGAAUAUGUGGACCGACGGCUGCAUCAACUCUGGGGGAGCCUGCUGGAUGGCUUCGAGCAGAAGCUGCAAGGCAUCCAGAGCACAUGCGACCUGCGGGUGCAGGAGGUGCGGCAGCAGUGCGAGGAAGGUCAGGCGGCCAGCCUGAGGCUGCACCAGAGCCUGGAUGGCCGGGAGCUGGCCCUGCGCCGGGAGCUCUCACAGCUGGGCACCCGGCUGCAGGGCCUGAGCGUGGCUGGUAGGGGCAGCUGCUGCAGCCAGCUAGCCUCGGUCAGUGCCCGCAUGGACAGCCUCGAGAGCAACCUGCAGGCCGUCACCGAGGUCCAAAGGGGCCAUGGCCCCAGCACCAGGGAUGAGCUCACGCGGCUCUCUGCCGCCAUGCUCAAUGGGGGUGUGGAUGGAUUUCUUGAGGGCCUGGAGACCCUCAAUGGGACAGAUACCCCACCAGGCAGGCCGGCAGGGCCCCUGGUGCAGACAGAACUCGCUGUGCUGGAGCAACGGCUGGUUUCGCUGGAGACCUCAUGUACCCCCAGCACCACCUCAGCUGCUCUGAACAACCUUGUGGCAGAGGUGAAGGCCUGGCAGAGCCAGAUGGAGGUCCUUCUCCGCCAGGUGGCCAGCCACACAGCCUUACUCCAGCAGCUCAAUGGCACUGUGGCCGAGGUCCAGGGGCAGCUGGCAGAAGCAACGGGCAGCUCACUCCAGGGCGAGAUCACCCUGCUCAAGGUCAAUCUGAACUCCGUGAGCAAGUCACUCACAGGCCUCAGCGACUCCGUCAGCCAGUACUCCGAUGCCUUCUUAGCCACCAACACCUCCCUGGAUGAGCGGGAACGCAAGGUGGAGGCCGAGGUCCACGCCAUCCAGGAGCAGGUCAGCAGCCAAGGCUCACGGCUUCGAGCUGGCCACAGGCAGGUCCUGAGCCUGCGGGGGGAGCUGGAGCAACUCAAGGCCGGUGUGGCCGAUGUGGCUGGCGGGCUGAGCCGCUGCCAGGACACAGCCCAGGAACUCCAGCUGGCAGUGGGCCAUUUCGAUCAGAGGGUGGCACAAGUGGAGGGUGUGUGUGGGAAGCUGGGCCCAAUGGCUGCAGACCUGAACAGCUUGCCCACUGAUUCACUCAGGCACAGGGAGGGCCUCUGGGGCCAUGUGGAUCAGCUGAAUCGCACGCUGGCCCAGCACGCACAGGACAUCGCCCGCCUCCGGGAUGACCUGCUAGAUUGCCAAGCCCAGCUGGCUGAGCAGGGGCGGCCAGGGCGGGCCAACUAGGCAGGCUGGACAGGACCCAACACCCAGAUCCUACCAACCCUGGGGACAUCACCCCAGAGCACAGACCAUGCUUCCCAGCCUCCCUUGGCCAUUGCAGAGGCCAUUUUAGGGGCUACUGAAGGAGCAGUCUUGGUCCAGCUCCACGUGACUGUCUCAGACAUCAACACCACUGCUCACUGCCGCACCAACUGGACAGUUCAGGAUAGUGGUCACGGCGAGUACAACAUGCCUGCAGGCAAGGGUGCACCUAGGAGACCUCACAAUCCAGUUUGCCACUUGCCCUUCUGCAGACAUGAGUUGGCAUAUGGGCAAAGACUGCAGGUCCAUUCUCAGACAGUGGCCUGUCCACAUCUCCCUUUGCCCAUGGGCAGUCGGCCCGAGCCCAUGGAGGCUCCUGGUUCCUUUGUCCCCUUAGCUUCUCUCCCCUGUCAUCUGCAGGAAGGUGCUGCCCAUUGGCACUGUC